UCGGGAGAAAACGGUUUCCACUAACUAAAUAACAGAUCACUUUGAUUUUGAUGAUGAUGAAAAUAUUUAGAAGUGGAAAAACAUUUUCUCUUUACGAGUACGUGCUAUAUACUUCCCUCUUAAGCUGUGUUGUCAGAGUAUACUUUUUCAAUUAGAGUAUUGAGGCGUUCCGACUCCGUCAUUAUAUUAGAGUGUUGUUCCAUUCCACCCCGAGCCCGACGCCCGCCCUCGGCGCCGCUCGCCGGCCCGCGGCUCACUCCGCCGCGAACCCUCCUCGAGAGUACUCGCGUCUGAUCGCGGCCUCUGCUCCGUAAACUUUACACGAACCGCUCGCCGGUAUCAACAACGUCUUAACAAUCCUAUCCCAAAUAUUAAUACAUCGCGCGCCAUCGAUCUCCGCGCGUCGGACAUACGAUUGCUUUAUUCCAUUAAGGAUUUUCCGAGUUUCAUUAGACCGGUAUCAAUAAAUCUUAUUGAAAGUGCCAGCUGGAGUGGACAAAUACAAAUAAGUGCUCCAUUAUCGUGACUGUGAAAUUGUUUGUUGUGGAUUGUUGAGGUCAGCUCGGAGAGGACCGUUUACUUAAAGUGCUUCGCUUAUUUCCUUCUCAACGUAAUUAUAGAAAAAACUAUUUUUUAAGAUUGUUUAUCAACUUUGCUGUAUAAAUAGUAGAAGAUAUAAUACAGUUGUGUGAUGAAGUGACGGCCUCGCCAUGAUCCGCGACCCCCCGGCCAUGCACAAGCCUGACAGUGCUCCCAGUCAGCAGGAUGAGAAGUACGCGCUCAGCAGCAGUGUGGCGAACACGGGCGGCGCGCGGCUGUGCGCGCAGUGUGGCAAGGUCAUCACGGAGCGAUUCCUCCUCAAGGCCAUGGAGCGCUUCUGGCACGAGGAUUGCCUGAAGUGCGGCUGCUGCGACUGCCGCCUUGGCGAAGUUGGCUCCAAACUAUACUACAAGGCGGAUCUCAUGCUCUGCAAAAGGGACUAUCUUAGGUUAUUUGGAGCCACAGGCAACUGUGUAGCGUGCAACAAAGUCAUUCCGGCCUUCGAAAUGGUUAUGCGAGCCAAGAGUUUCGUUUACCACUUAGAAUGUUUUGCCUGUCAGCAGUGCAAUCACAGGUUCUGCGUAGGUGACAGAUUCUACUUGUGCGACAAUAAAAUCCUAUGCGAAUACGACUAUGAGGAGAGGCUGGUAUUCGCCAGCAUGGCGGCCAACCCCAGCGGCCUCGCGCACAUCCGCCGCCAAGUCAGCGGCUUACAGUCGCCCAGCGCAGGAUACAUCGGCGGUGCGGGCUGCGGCGCCGGCGCGGCCGCCGUGGACAAAGACGGCGGGAACUGCGCGGGGGCAGACGACGCGUCCAGCGGGUAUGGCAGCCCGCCCGACCCCGACGUCUGCGACGCCGCACGAUGACCGACGAUGCCGCGCCGACUUCUCGCCUCGGUGAAACCCCACUAGCGUCGGCGGGACGCAUUGGCCGUCGGAGCUUCGUCGCUCAGGCGGACGUUUUCGAAUCUACGAGCACCCAGCAGUUCACGAAAACUCCGCAAAUAGAUUUAACGUGACAAACCCGACUCUUAUAUUUCAUUGUAAAGUAACCAUCACCAAAAUGAACAAAUUAUUUUAUUUUGUUUGAGGUUUAAACUUAAAGUUGUGUAAAUUCCGAAUCGCAAAAGCGCUUACGUGUGGAUUUACGUCGAGACACCAGCGAGCAUAUUUUAUUAAUGCACGGGUACAUUAGUCUAGAAGGCGACUAUGGAAAUGUGGCCACUUUACAAAAUGUCCGGGAUGAGACGCGAUAGCGUUGUCAGAACACGAUAUUUCCAUUAUGUAUACGAUUUGAGCACUUGUUUACAUGUUAAGAUAGCAGAGCGCCGCGCGUUGCGUGGGCAGCACUCUCAAUUGAACCGGAUCACACUCAGAAGCAAUAACAAAGGCACAUUUUACGUCUCAAAAAUACAUUUAAACUACCAACUAUAAAAUUUGACACUUAUUAUUGCUUAUGACAGUAACUAAUUCAUAUCUUUUUUGGUAUAUUAUAGUACAGAGCGCUGUUGCGAUUCUAUGCUUUUCCAAGUCUGCUGUAUCAUACAAUAGUUAUACAAUCUAUCAAUUUUAACACCCACUGUCGUAUAAUGUAAAAAUAAUGUUAAACCAUGAUAGUUGUAACAAUCGCAUGCAACGAUUCAGGUCCAGGCACUUAUAAGAUGUAUUAAAAUAAUUGUUGAUCGAUCUCAUUGUUAUGGAAAUGUUUGUACUUUAGUAACCCUAAAUAUUGUUAUCAUACGAAGUAUGAACUUCUAUUGAGAAUAAUUUGAUUAUGUUUUAUUUUUCCCUGAUUUGGUUAAGUAGGUAUAUUGAUGUUAUUUUACCAAAGACAAGUUUCCGUUCUUAGAAUUUAAUUAUCUCCAGAACGAUUACGAGUUGUUUAUAAAUCGAAUAAUAGUGAUAUAAAUUAUACUCUGAAGUGGUGCAAUGGUUAGUUAAGUAUAUUCUGUAUAAAUAUUAGAAAACUAAUUGUUUAAGGCGUUUCACCCUUUGUGUUGUCUCCUGCCAUGGCUUCAGUGACUGUUCUUCGUGUGUCAAAUGUUCCAACAUCAUUCCAUAAAUUGCUUUUGUUUUACGCAAAUUAUAAAAGAAAAAUACUCAAAAGUCUACAUAUUUCUAAAAUUUAAGUAUUGUAAAAAAAUAUGACGACAGAAGAUACGCAUUGUAUUUAUGUAAAUAUUUAACUGUCAUUAGUUAGCAAAUAUUGGCUAGAAUAAUGGUUAGGUUCGGAUGUCAACUGCAGCUGCAUUACUGUUGCGGCGUCGUGGUUGCCGCCGCUAUAUAUCUAAACAUUACCUUGAUAAAAUGAGUGACAUUAGCGACCGCAUUACUUCCACGAUUAUGACAUUAAUUCCGUCACUCAUUUGAUCAAGGACAGAGGGACAGAUACAGCGGUGGCAAUCACAACGCCGCUACAGUGAUGAAGCCGCAGCGGACAUCCGAACGUUACCUUAAAUGUUUCGAUCUUUUGUCAACAUCGACAGAAUAAGGUAAACGUCCUAGUGUAUGACAGCCCGUUUGUCAUUUCUAUUGCUUGGAAUCAAGAUUGAAAGUGGUAUUGGGACAGUAUCCAGCAUUGGGACAUUUACGCUAAAUGCUUCAUUUCACAGUUACUAUGUAAAUAAAUAUAUUUAUUUAAUAAUUCAACAAAA
Cydia pomonella (codling moth) is the source of this 3193-nucleotide messenger RNA. Its product is annotated as LIM domain only protein 3-like. The transcript is spliced from 8 exons. The coding region runs from base 711 to 1406 and encodes 231 amino acids. Gene Ontology annotation, molecular function: transcription coactivator activity; DNA-binding transcription factor binding. Gene Ontology annotation, biological process: positive regulation of transcription by RNA polymerase II. Lineage: Eukaryota; Metazoa; Arthropoda; Insecta; Lepidoptera; Tortricidae. The record is from RefSeq and is a predicted model, not a curated record. Gene Ontology annotation, cellular component: nucleus.